CAGCACACACACACACCCCAUGGCCCCUCCUUUCCAUCUCCUAGGCUCAGCUUUCCAUCACAAAGCUCCCCCCACCUGGUCUUGUUCCACCUCCUCCGCCCACAAACCACAGCUCAGAUGUCCUAGGUUCUUGGACUGAGCUGGAGGCGCGUUAGGGGGAUGCGCUCCAUGAAGGCUCUGCAGAAUGCCCUGAGCUGGGCGGGCAGUUACUGCCGGCGGGGAGGCUGGGGUCACCUAAGUCGGAGUCCCCUCCUCAGCGGGGGUGUCCGGCACCAUCUCAGUGAGGCCGCGGCACAGGGCAGGGAAACACCGCGCAGCCACCAGCCGCAGCACCAGGAUCAUGACUCAUCAGAGAGUGGCAUGCUGUCCCGCCUGGGUGAUCUGCUUUUCUACACUAUUGCCGAGGGACAGGAACGAAUCCCUAUCCACAAGUUCACUACUGCAUUGAAGGCCACUGGUCUGCAGACAUCAGAUCCCAGGCUCCGGGAUUGCAUGAGCCAGAUGCGCCGCAUGGUUCGAGAGUCCAGCAGCGGUGGCCUCUUGGACCGAGAGCUCUUCCAAAAGUGUGUGAGCAGCAACAUUGUGCUCCUGACCCAGGCAUUCCGAAAGAAGUUUGUCAUCCCUGAUUUUGAGGAUUUCACGGACCAUGUGGAUCGCAUCUUUGAAGAUGCCAAAGAGCUCACUGGAGGCAAAGUGGCGGCCUACAUCCCUCAACUAGCCAAGUCAAACCCAGACCUGUGGGGUGCGUCCCUGUGCACUGUGGAUGGUCAGCGGCACUCCGUGGGCCACACCAAGAUCCCCUUCUGCCUGCAGUCCUGUGUGAAGCCCCUCACCUAUGCCAUCUCCAUAAGCACCCUAGGCACUGACUAUGUGCACAAGUUCGUAGGCAAGGAACCUAGUGGGCUACGCUACAACAAACUCUCCCUCAAUGAGGAAGGAAUCCCCCAUAACCCUAUGGUCAACGCUGGUGCCAUUGUCGUGAGCUCGCUGAUCAAGAUGGACUGUAACAAGGCAGAGAAGUUUGAUUUUGUGUUGCAGUAUCUGAACAAAAUGGCUGGAUAUGAAUACAUGGGUUUCAGCAAUGCCACAUUCCAGUCAGAGAAGGAAACGGGGGAUCGGAAUUAUGCCAUUGGCUAUUAUCUCAAGGAAAAGAAGUGCUUUCCUAAGGGGGUGGACAUGAUGGCUGCCCUUGAUCUCUACUUCCAGCUGUGCUCUGUGGAGGUCACCUGUGAAUCAGGCAGUGUUAUGGCAGCCACCCUCGCCAAUGGUGGGAUCUGCCCCAUCACAGGGGAGAGUGUGCUGAGCGCUGAAGCAGUGCGCAACACCCUUAGCCUCAUGCAUUCCUGUGGCAUGUACGACUUCUCUGGCCAGUUUGCCUUCCAUGUGGGCCUGCCAGCCAAGUCAGCUGUGUCAGGAGCCAUCCUGCUGGUGGUACCCAAUGUCAUGGGAAUGAUGUGUCUGUCACCACCACUGGACAAGCUGGGGAACAGCCACAGGGGUAUCAGCUUCUGCCAGAAGUUGGUGUCUCUCUUCAAUUUCCACAACUAUGACAACCUGAGGCACUGUGCGCGGAAGUUAGAUCCACGGCGUGAAGGGGGAGAAGUUCGGAAUAAAACUGUGGUAAACCUGUUAUUUGCUGCCUAUAGUGGGGAUGUCUCGGCUCUUCGAAGGUUUGCCUUGUCGGCCAUGGACAUGGAACAGAAAGACUAUGACUCUCGCACAGCCUUGCAUGUUGCUGCAGCUGAAGGACAUAUUGAAGUUGUUAAGUUCCUGAUUGAGGCCUGCAAAGUGAAUCCUUUAGUCAAGGACAGGUGGGGCAACAUUCCCCUGGAUGAUGCUGUGCAAUUCAACCACCUAGAAGUGGUCAAGCUGCUUCAAGAUUACCAGGACUCCUAUACACCAUCCGAGACUGCAGCUGAGGCAGUGACGGAGGCUCUGUCCAAAGAGAACUUAGAGAGCAUGGUGUGAGCAUAAGGCACAUAGUCCCUGCUCAAGAAAAAGCACGAGUUGGCCAUACACUUAACUCAUAACCACCAAAAAUGUUAUGGAGAGUUACACUGCUUCAGUGGGUACCAAGAAAGUGAUUUGGUGACUUAGGCCAGUGCUUUCUGAGUCAAAAUACCCCAUUCCAUUGACAGACAGGUACAGAGAAGGGUCUCAGGGGACAUUUGAAGAGAGCAACCCACGAAGUCUAUGGGCUUCUUUGAGGUACAGCUUAGCCCACUCAAAACCACCCCAGGUUUAUACACCCAGGUCCCUUGUCCUCUCCCCAAGAAAACCAUCACGACUGGAAGACACUCUGAUGGAUGAGCUCAGCUAUCACACACAGAGGAAGGGAGAGGAGGACCUAUGUACCUAGAGAGGUCUGUCCCCAUUAGCCAGGACAUGCUGCUACUGCAAACAAUUUUAUAGACAGAGAAAAGUAUUUUGUGCUCAAAUAAACUUUAAUUACACAAAU
Molecule: messenger RNA, 2458 nt
Organism: Chrysochloris asiatica (Cape golden mole)
Lineage: Eukaryota; Metazoa; Chordata; Mammalia; Afrosoricida; Chrysochloridae
Gene: GLS2
Product: glutaminase 2 (liver, mitochondrial)
Exons: 18
Coding region: 160-1968 (602 amino acids)
Biological process (GO): L-glutamine catabolic process
Molecular function (GO): glutaminase activity; protein binding
Source: RefSeq, a predicted model, not a curated record